AAAAAGAAUAGAAUCGUCAAAUUUACGUCACUUUUCCUAUCUUCCUACCUUGACUUUAUGGCCAGGUCAAACAUUAUAAAGUGGCAUAAAAGUGGUGUCAUGCAACCACGGUAGCACAGGGGUAGCAUUUGUCUAAUUGUCUUAAUGCGCCCCACUGUGGUCACAUGUAGUAAUCACAUGCGGUGAAGUUAUUGGCGGCAACGGCCCGCCAACAAAUACUGUACAUCACGUCAUGACAGUCUUGUUAGCUUGAGGAGUGUGUUGUGAGUUUCGUGUAGCUGCAUUUGCAAACAUGUUUGUUGCACGCAGCAUUGCAGCAGAUCAUAAAGAUCUGAUUCAUGAUGUGUCGUAUGAUUUUCAUGGUCGGAGAAUGGCGACUUGUUCCAGUGACCAAAGUGUCAAAGUGUGGGACAAGAGUGAGAACGGAGAAUGGCACUGUACUGCCAGCUGGAAGACGCAUAGUGGAUCCGUGUGGAGAGUGACCUGGGCUCAUCCAGAAUUUGGACAAGUUCUUGCUUCAUGCUCCUUUGACAGGACAGCGGCUGUCUGGGAGGAGAUAGUAGGAGAGUCAAAUGACAAACAGAGAGGACAGAGCCAUUGGAUAAAAAGAACCACACUUGUGGACAGUAGAACAUCAGUGACCGAUGUGAAAUUUGCUCCUAAACACAUGGGCCUAAUGCUGACCACGUGUUCAGCGGACGGAGUUGUGAGGAUCUAUGAGGCUCCAGACGUCAUGAACCUGAGUCAGUGGUCCCUGCAGCAUGAAAUCUCUUGCAAACUCAGCUGCAGCUGCAUUUCUUGGAACCCGUCCAGCUCCCGCGCCCACCCACCAAUGUUUGCAGUGGGGAGUGACGACGGCAACGUGACGUAUGGUGGCAAAGUCCAGAUCUAUGAGUACAAUGAAAACACAAGAAAAUAUGCCAAAGCUGAGACUCUGGCGACCAUCACAGAUGCAGUUCAUGACACUGCAUUUGCUCCAAACCUGGGACGAUCUUUCCAUGUCCUCGCCAUUGCAACAAAAGAUGUCCGAAUCUUUAAGCUUGUCCCUUUAAGGAAGGAGAGCACCUCGACAGGACCCACCAAGUUUGAGGUGCAGAUUGUCGCCCAGUUUGAUAACCACAACUCCCAAGUGUGGCGUGUGAGCUGGAACAUCACCAGCACCUUGCUGGCCUCUUCUGGGGAUGAUGGCUGCGUGCGUCUAUGGAAAGCCAACUACAUGGACAACUGGAAGUGCACAGGCAUCCUGAAGGGAGACGGCAGCCCGCUAACUGGUUCAUCUGGUCAGCCCACAGUCAUGAGAACUGUGGUGGGCUCCUCUGCUCAGGCCUCCCAGAAUGCACUAAAUGGAAUUUCCGCAGGAAGGUAUUUCUUUCCGCCUCUGGAUCCCCCCAGAGCUGCAACCGGGCAUGGUCACCUGCUGCCUCCCCCCUCACUCAUAGAGCACUGUGAUGUUGAGCACAAUCAGCCUCAGCAGCAGUCCGUAUCAUGCAGACUUUCCUCCAGAUCAUUGGUGUCCUUGUCCGAGUCUGACGGGCAGUAACAUUGCAUAUCGAUUGCAUAUAGGCUACAAAUAAGGAACGAUGUGGUAGGCGAGAUGGGUCGCACAUAUGCUUCAAACUGAGAUUUGUAUUUUUGUCCUAUACCUUUUUUUCUUGUAUAUAUAUACAUGAAAAUAAAGUCCAACCCAG
Messenger RNA from Hippocampus comes (tiger tail seahorse), 1688 nucleotides. It is a transcript of the gene seh1l, whose product is annotated as SEH1-like (S. cerevisiae). Gene Ontology annotation, molecular function: structural molecule activity; protein binding. NCBI's taxonomy places the organism in Eukaryota, Metazoa, Chordata, Actinopteri, Syngnathiformes, Syngnathidae. Gene Ontology annotation, biological process: cellular response to amino acid starvation; positive regulation of TORC1 signaling. Gene Ontology annotation, cellular component: Seh1-associated complex; nuclear pore outer ring. The record is from RefSeq and is a predicted model, not a curated record. Bases 293 to 1540 code for a protein of 415 amino acids. The transcript has 9 exons.